This is a messenger RNA of Strongylocentrotus purpuratus (purple sea urchin), 626 nucleotides long. Its product is annotated as COX assembly mitochondrial protein 2 homolog. The record is from RefSeq and is a predicted model, not a curated record. The transcript has 3 exons. NCBI's taxonomy places the organism in Eukaryota, Metazoa, Echinodermata, Echinoidea, Camarodonta, Strongylocentrotidae. Gene Ontology annotation, cellular component: mitochondrion. Bases 82 to 306 code for a protein of 74 amino acids.
UACUGUUGCAGCUGGUACAAGUUCAUGUGAAUCUCUUAUCAAUUGUUGAAUUUUACGUAGUUACAGGAAUCACAAACGAAUAUGCAUCCAGAUCUGUCAUCACAUCUACAUACUGAUGAAUGUAAUGGUAUCAUUCGGCAACUUCUAGACUGUCAUAAAGAGCACCCCAUGAAAAAAUUUGUUGGAGCAUGUGACGAGUACAAUACAGCUAUGAACAAAUGCUUCAAGAAAGAGUAUCAUUUACGACUCCAAGCCAAUAAGGAAAAGUCGGACGUAAGAAGGAAACGGAUGGGUCUGAUUGACUGACGUCCACCAACCUACACCGACGACCAACGUCUUCACGGAGGCGUAAGAUGCAGAUGCCUAAAUUUCUCUACACUGAAGGGCAACGGAGGAGGAAGGAAGCCAUUGCCAGCUAGGACUGAGCUAGAAUAUGUGAUCUGUUUUUACUCAAACAUGAUUAUAAGGCUUCCAAAGGAAGUUAUGGAAAGAGAAUUCAGGAUCAGGAUCAAAGAUGUAGUAAAAUCUGCAACAAGAGCUCACAAGAGUCACCAAUUUAUGUUUGAUUGAUCACACCUUAAAAUUUUCAUAACUUUCUUACUUACCAUAUUUUCCUCAAACUUUCA